AUGACUGUUGAUAGAUUUUCCCUAGGUGGGAGCACGAACAGCGUUGCUUACAGGGUACCCAAGUGGAGGGUGCCGGACUUGAUCCUGCUGGUCGUUGUCCUGCUAGUAAACCUACCAGUUUACUUUUUGCCUCCCUUUGAACGGCAGUUCUACGUCAAUGAUCUGACUAUAAGCCACCCCUACGCACUACAUCAACGUGUUGAUGACACUAUGCUUUUUUUCUACUCUUUGGUGCUUCCCUGCGGUGUGAUUUGUGCGGUUUGGUCCCUGCUCUGCGACAGAAGACACAGGUGGUACGUGCUGUAUGUAUCGCUGCUAGGUUUGUUUCUGUCCAUCUUCACUACAUCGCUUCUUACCAACUUCUUAAAAAACUGGUUUGGUAGACUGAGGCCCGACUUCAUCGACCGUUGCCAGCCGAGACCAAACCUUCCCAUAAACGUGCUGUUGCACGCCUCUGAGGCCUGUACCAACGAUAACAAGGAUGUCCUCUUGGAGGGAUUCAGAACCACACCCUCAGGGCACGCCAGCGAGAGUUUUGCCGGACUUGGCUAUUUGUAUCUGUGGCUCUGCGGUCAAUUGCUCACUGAGCAUGCCCAAGUGGGCCUUUGGAGAAAAUUCGUUGCCGCAAUACCCUUAUUGGGGGCCUCUCUGAUUGCUUUGUCAAGGACUCAGGAUUAUAGACACCAUUUUGUCGAUAUUCUCAUCGGAUCGAUCAUCGGGUACAUUUCUGCCUACGUUUUCUACAGAAAGAACUUUCCACCAAUAGCCAACCAAGUUCCAUUCAAACCUCUACUGGACGACUCGGAUGUCACAUUCGAUAUCGCCCCUAACGGGUCGAUCUACAACGGCAACAACACAAAUUACCGUCCCGUAAGAGCGCAACCGGUCGACGAAGAGAUGGGCCACAUAGAUACUACAAACACUACCCUUUAG
Molecule: messenger RNA, 933 nt
Organism: Huiozyma naganishii CBS 8797
Lineage: Eukaryota; Fungi; Ascomycota; Saccharomycetes; Saccharomycetales; Saccharomycetaceae
Gene: DPP1
Product: bifunctional diacylglycerol diphosphate phosphatase/phosphatidate phosphatase
Exons: 1
Coding region: 1-933 (310 amino acids)
Biological process (GO): phospholipid metabolic process
Molecular function (GO): phosphatidate phosphatase activity
Source: RefSeq, a predicted model, not a curated record